Messenger RNA from Gadus chalcogrammus (walleye pollock), 2449 nucleotides. RefSeq names its product GRAM domain containing 4a (gene gramd4a). Lineage: Eukaryota; Metazoa; Chordata; Actinopteri; Gadiformes; Gadidae. Gene Ontology annotation, biological process: apoptotic process; negative regulation of toll-like receptor 9 signaling pathway. The coding region runs from base 469 to 2301 and encodes 610 amino acids. The record is from RefSeq and is a predicted model, not a curated record. The transcript is spliced from 19 exons.
CAGUGUCGACGUUGUUCCCUCGCCUGAGCCCGUGCGAGUCUGUGCGUGGCGUGUACCUCGCGAAAUCAACAAGCCAACCGACAGGCGAGAAAGAGCGAGAGAGAGAGUAAGAUAGAGAGAGAGUGGUAGCAACAGGGUCACGCUGAGGAUUAAUCUUCCGCCGCCGGAAUUUCUUGACAAGAUUCUCGUAACGGUCGGAGACGAAAGUGUCGGCGACGCCUCGCCGUCAACGGUUCUGCGAAGCGGCAAGGACAGGGCUGCGAGGACAGGUCGGUCUGCGAAGCGGCAGGACGCGCAAACGACGCGGACAGGACGCGCAAGCGACGCGGACGGGUCAGUCUGCGAAAACGGCAAGGACGCGCGGCGACGCGGAAGGGGUCGCGGUGCGACGAGCGACGCGCGUCUGGGCCAUUAGAAUAAGAGAGCAGGUGAACCCCGAGGAUCGAUCUAAAGGCAAUCUCGGUGUUCAUGAAACUUUGCUACGAUUUACGUGCUGGGGUUGCCGUCCGCCAUGUUAAGGUAAAGCCCAGGUGCGCGGUGUUGACCAUGCUAAAGCGCCUGGACAAGAUCCGCUUCAGAGGUCCGCGGUCGCGCGACGAGCUCCUGGAUCUAGCAGAGUCCCCGCCCGCCUCCGACAACGAGGGUGGCGAUGACCUGCCAAUCAAACCCAGACCCCUCCCCCGAGAGAUGGACGACCAACUGCGGGACCCCGCUGGGACGGGGUCCCCCACCAUGGCGGCCGCACUCCAGGACUUCCAGAGGGCGGAGUCAGAUCGACUCAACGAGGUCAAGGGUCAUCUGGAAAUCGCCUUGCUGGAGAAACACUUCCUGCAGGAGGAGCUCCGGAAGCUGCGGGAGGAGACCAACGUGGACCUGCUGCGGCAGGAGCUGGAGAAGGAGAGAGGGAAGAGGAUAGACCUGGAGCAGAGGAUGAGCGAGGUGCUCCGGACCAGGUUAGAGGACUCUCCACCACAGCCACCCCGUAAGCAGCAAUCCCCCACCAACACCCGGACAGACAAGCCCCAGCGCGAGGAGUGGAGCUCGCGGUUCCAGCGCUGGUGGUACGACCGCUUCGGGGUCUACAUGGAGGACUUCCGCUUCCAGCCGGAGGAGACCACAGUUGAGGCAGAGGAGCCGCUCAGCGCUAAGAGGCUGACUGAGAACAUGAGGCGACUCAAGCGCGGGGCGAGGCCGGUCACCAACUUCAUGAGGAACCUGUCGGCGCUCUCCAACUGGCACUCCGUCUACACCUCGGGCAUCGCCUUCAUCAUCUACAUGAACGCAGCGUGGCACGGCUGGGCCAUGCCCAUGUUCCUCUUCCUGGCCAUCCUCCGCCUCUCCUUAAAUUACCUCAUCGCCAGAGGUUGGAGGAUCCAGUGGAGCAUUGUGCCUGAGGUCUCAGAAUCUGUGGAUCCUCCAAAAGAAGACUUGACUGUUUCUGAGAAAUUCCAGCUAGUUCUCGAUGUUGCUCAGAAAGCACAGAACCUCUUUGGAAAAAUGUCAGAUGUUUUGGAGAAAAUAAAAAAUCUGUUCAUGUGGGUGCAGCCUGAGAGCACCCAGAAGCUCUACGUGGGUCUGUGGGUGGCCUUCAUCACCUCCUGCCUGCUGCCCUACAAACUGAUGGGCUUCAUGAUGGGCCUGUACGCUGGUAUUAAGUUCUUCAUCAUCGACUUCAUCUUCAAGAGCUGUCCCAAGCUGCGGGACAAAUACGACACGCCCCGCAUCAUCUGGAACAGCCUGCCCACCGACCCCCAGCUCAAGGAGAGGACCAACGCCACCGUGUCUAGACGGGUUCAGCCCGUGGUCUCUCGUGGCAGCAUCGCCACCAUCCCCUGCGGCGUGGCGCGGGACGAGGAGGCAGGCCGCUCCCACAGCACCAAGAAGGGCGCCUUCCACGAGAUCUUCAACCUGGCGGAGCUGGAGCGCCCUCUAGCGGUGUGUGAGAACGGCUGGAGGUGCUGCCUGAUCAACAGAGACCGUAAGAUGCCGACGGACUACAUCAGGAACGGAGUGCUGUACGUCACGGAGAAUUACCUAUGCUUUGAGAGCUCCAGUUCCCGCUCAAGUUCCUCCAAGAAGAAUAAAGUCAUCAAGUUGGUCGACAUCACAGACAUCCAGAAGUACAAGGUCCUCUCCGUCCUACCAGGAAGUGGAAUGGGCAUCUCCAUAGCAACCCCCGCCACUCAGAAGCCGCUGGUGUUUGGCGCCAUGAUCCACCGGGACGAGGCGUUCGAGGCCAUCUUCACCCAGUACAUGAAGAUCAUGACCACCACCAAACCUCCAGGCAACCCCGAGCUCUAGCCCGGCACGGCCCCAGCCACAGAGCCCCUGGCUGGGCUCCACGGCGGGGCCCGGGGGGGGUCCACUCUGGAAGAGGAGGAGGAGGAGACGCCCUGCAGAGGGGUCGGACGUCCGAUGGUCACAUGGUCCUGCUCAGAGGAGGAGGGGG